Messenger RNA from Ylistrum balloti, 1150 nucleotides. RefSeq names its product palmitoyltransferase ZDHHC15B-like. Gene Ontology annotation, cellular component: endoplasmic reticulum; Golgi apparatus. Gene Ontology annotation, molecular function: protein-cysteine S-palmitoyltransferase activity. The record is from RefSeq and is a predicted model, not a curated record. Lineage: Eukaryota; Metazoa; Mollusca; Bivalvia; Pectinida; Pectinidae. The transcript is spliced from 13 exons. Gene Ontology annotation, biological process: synaptic vesicle maturation; protein targeting to membrane; peptidyl-L-cysteine S-palmitoylation. The coding region runs from base 1 to 1065 and encodes 354 amino acids.
AUGGCGAACGCACUAAAAGUGUGUUGUGAUGUUGUCCGAUGGUUUCCAGUCGUAUUUAUAACUGCUGUGGUUGUAUGGUCGUAUUAUGCAUACGUUGUUCAACUCUGUGCUUUAACUGUUCCCAGCAUAGCUGAAAAAGUUGUGUACUUAAUCCUUUAUCAUCCCCUGCUGAUCGUCUUCAUGUGGUCCUAUGCACGCACAAUAAUGGCUGCUCCAGGAAAAGUCCCACGUCAGUUUUACUUAAAUAAACAAGAUUCUGACCGCCUGACAAGAGAAACAAAUGAAGACAUACAAAAAGCAAUUUUAGUGAACGCUGCUAAGGAUCUGCCAAUAGUUAACAGAACAUCAUCAGGAUUACCACGCUAUUGUGAAAAGUGUAAAUGUAUAAAACCAGACAGAUGUCAUCACUGUUCUGUGUGUGGGGCAUGUGUAUUAAAGAUGGACCAUCACUGUCCAUGGGUGAACAAUUGUGUGGGUUUCACAAAUUACAAGUUUUUUGUACAGUUUUUGGGUUACGCCCUUAUAUACUGUUUAUAUGUAGCUGCUACAUCUGUGAAAUAUUUCAUUUUGUUUUGGUCGGGUGAAGGUAAUCGAGACAUGGGGAAGUUUCAUGUGCUUUUCCUCUUCUUCGUGUCCAUUAUGUUUGGGAUCAGUUUAAUCUCCCUGUUUGGUUACCACUGUUACCUCACUGCUAGUAACAGAUCAACACUAGAGGCAUUUAGAUCGCCAAUUUUCCAAAGUGGUCCAGACAAAAAUGGCUUCAGUUUGGGAAAGUAUAGUAACUUUAUUGAAGUCUUUGGUGAAACAAAGAAGCAAUGGUUUCUGCCCAUUUUUUCAACUCAAAGAGACGGGGUGUCCUUUCCUACUCGCACGAAGCAAGCUAAUACGUACCAAACAAUGGGUAAAACUCCAAGUGUGGGAGAUGGUAUUACCUAUCCAACACGUACAGUCGACCUGGACAGUGAUGGUCUGCUGGCCGAGCGACAGAGGUGGAUGGAGGAGGGAGGAGAUUUAGGAGACAACACUGGCUCUAGUCAACAGUUAAUAGCCAUGUCUCAAGACUGACUCUACAGGAAAUAGUUAUGGUGCCCAUGACAACACCGGGAUGAACCUUGAGCUGAGAUAGUGGUGUUUGCUGAUAAAUGAAGAG